Molecule: messenger RNA, 1953 nt
Organism: Nasonia vitripennis (jewel wasp)
Lineage: Eukaryota; Metazoa; Arthropoda; Insecta; Hymenoptera; Pteromalidae
Exons: 4
Coding region: 394-1707 (437 amino acids)
Molecular function (GO): zinc ion binding; nucleic acid binding
Source: RefSeq, a predicted model, not a curated record
ACUUGACUGUCAGUUCUCAUAGAGAGAGGUUCUCCCGUGGACACGUUUCUUAAAUAAAGCUUUAGUAAUCUCAGUGAGACCAAGUGUACUUUUAUUGCGUCGACCUCCUCGUAAACCUUCUUCAUCGGGUUAUGGGCCCAGCACGCAUCCACUGCGCUAGGAAGUGUUAGUGCUGUGCGAGGAAGAAGUCGACACGUGGGUGCAUGAGCACACCAUUGUGUCUCCCUUUCGGUUCAGACGUUUACGAGUGCUAAAGAAGUGAAGAGAAUAGAAGGAAGCAAGGGCCGUGUUUUUCACACACACAUCUUCCACCAUUUGACACGUGGAAUCGAAAAAGAGGCACCAGGGCAUAGAGCUGCGCAGAGAAAACCCGACGCAACAAAGAAGGCGGCCAUGGUGGGAAAGAGAGCGAUCGCCGGCACUUUUGCAAGUGCAGAUAGCGAGGAGUUCCGCGAGAUAAUCCUCAGAGAGUGGGAAGCCUCCGAGGCACACGAAUCACCGGGCAAUCCUUAUGCUGCUGACUUCGUCACUCUGUUAAGAAAGCCAGACGGUUCUCUGUACUUUUGGAGGACGGAGCACCAGCUGAGAAAGUUCGACAACUAUCUCUCACCAAGAGAGAGGGAGAUCGUCAACAGGGUGUGGCCACAGAGGGAGAAGCUCUUUAAUUUCAACCUCGUAUACGAGCCAUCUCCAGAGUACGUGACCAGAAACGAAAUUUAUGGUCUCAUGGAGGAACAAUCAAAGAUGUUUCUGAAAAGCAUCGAGCUAUUGGUCAAACAGCGGACUGUACCAAUAAAAACCGAGCAAAGCACUCUGCCGGCACCAUCCACGAGUGCUCAUGUACAGGAGAUCGAAGAAAGGGCAGGGAGCUCACCGGCUGAGACUGCUCCAGGUCAAAAGACCAAAGAAAAACCCAAAAUAACAUCCGAUGUUAUUAUCACAAGAUCGCCAUUUGUUGAGGCUGUAGCAUCGACUCCCAACCCGGUAUUCAGUCUUCUCGAUAUGAACAUUAACAUGAACCCUCAGACCUCUAAGAGAGCAGAUCAGCUGGAAGAGGGUGAAAUCGAUGAACCAGAUAGCUCUGCUCCCAACAGCCCACCUCCGGACAAUUUUACACCCUGGGAUGAGCAGACCUUCGGGAGAUAUCAGAUGGGAGAAAGCAAACCAGGCCUGGGUAUAUUCAACGGACGAGAAUGUUGCAUACCUACGUCCGAGGAAGAUAAGGUGGAAGCUGUCAAAAUUGGCAAAGAGCCAAAGGCACCUACGAGGACCUUUUAUGCUGAAUCUAAACAAUCGGGACAAGGACGUCGCAUCUGCCACGGCUGUGGCAUGGAAGGACAUUUCCAGUCUACUUGUCCUCAUCCAGGAAGGAAGCAGUGCUACAAUUGCCUGAAAAUAGGCUUGCAUCUGGCCAAGGAUUGUAGGAAGAGAAAAUCCGACAACGGAGCUGGAGACUUCGUCGCGCAAGCUCCAGAGGCAAAGAAGAGCAAGUGGAUGCCUAAGAGAGGCGGUGCGACAGUCAACCAUCGAGGUGGCGGCAAUCAGCCUGCAAGGGCAGGACAAGGAAGAGGCAACAGAGGCCGAGGAAGAGGCUAUACGGGCCAAGUUGGCCAGAACCGAAGCCUUGGACAAGGAGGUUUACAGCCCCCCCUCAUCCCUCCAAGCUAUUGCCGAAAAUUACGAAGAUUACUCAGGCGAGGAAACUGAAGAAGUUGUAACUCACGAGGAAGAAUCAUGGGACUAAGAGGCGAAAAGUGAGAGGGAGUGUUGGAGUUGAGGAACACUUCCGCUCAACGCUCGACGUUGGCAUGCCUAUGCGCAUGCGCGACUGCAGCGCGCACAGCGGGACUCAGUCUCUUGCGCCGCCGGUCGGCACUUGACUGUCAGCUCUCAUAGAGAGAGGUUCUCCCGUGGACACGUUUCUUAAAUAAAGCUUUAGUAAUCUCAGUGAGA